AUGACGAUCAACAACAACAAUAACCAUUAUCUCAGAAAAGUUCGAAUUGAUUUUAAUCGUCGCCUUUAUCUUGCAUUAUUACCAACAGUUGGUAAUAUACCAUUUCGUCGUAUUUGUAAAGAAUAUGAUGGUUGUGAAAUAACUUGUGAUGAAAUAGCAAUGAUAACAUCCUUACUUCAGAGACAAUUAUCUGAAUUUGCUUUAUUAAGUUGCCAUCCAACUGAAACUAUAUUUGAUAUACAACUUUGUUGUGGUUCAUUUUUUGAUACAAUGACACAAACAAUUCAAAUUCUUAAAGAAAAUUUUGAUUAUGAUUUUAUUGAUAAAAAUUGUGCAUAUCCAAUUGAUCUUGUUUAUAAAUAA
Molecule: messenger RNA, 363 nt
Organism: Rotaria sp. Silwood2
Lineage: Eukaryota; Metazoa; Rotifera; Eurotatoria; Philodinida; Philodinidae
Source: the annotation of a GenBank genome assembly